AUGGCUUCAAAAAAUAGCGCUACUGACGAUACCAGUAAUAUUUCUUGGCCAUUGAUCAAAUAUACGAAGCUUGUUGGAGCACGUUUGGAGAUUCCGGUAGCAUCCGGACAAGUAUUGGUUAUUAUUUACAAUAAAAAUCGAUGUUAUCUUAGUGUUAUGUUCAAUUCAUUAACACUUGAGGAAUUUUCAUUGGCACUGAAUCCUCGACUAACCAUGAGAAGUAGGGAGAAGGAUGUUUUUGUUCAACUUUCUUCAUCGAACGGUACAACACUGACUAGAUUUCGUGUAAAAUUUGCCACAUUAUCAAAUCAUGCGUCAUUUGUGGAAUUUAUUUCAUUCUUUGUUAAAGUUUUACCACCAUCAAACAUGAGUACUUCAUCGGAUUUCAGCCAGCCGUUGUCGCAAGGCUGUACUGAAAUGAGAUCAUCCCAGGAAAGCUCUCAACUUAGUUUAUUUAGCAGUGAUUCUUCGCAGAAAUCGAUGAAUGUUACCACAAUUCUUCCUCCAGAACCUGUUUCUGAUUUUUAUCCGAUGCAGAAUCUGACUAUUCCUACUUCGUCAUCUGCGUCUUUGGUUGAUGAGAAAGUUUAUGAAGUGUUGAAACCUAUGAAAUGUCAAAUUCGACAUUAUUCUGAAUCUUCCGAAACUUCACUGGCAUCUUUUUCUCAGAGUUCAAGUGCGAGAAUAUUAAACUGUUUGCAAACUUCAAAAACUGCUGAUCAAACAGUUCCUUUUAGUACCGAUGAUAUGGAAAUGGCAGCCACUCAGCCAAGUAUAAAUUUACCGCUAGCAGCACAUUUUAGUGCAGUAUGCAAUAAAAAUUACGAGCAAAAAAAUAGACGAAGUGUGGGUAUUCAAACUGAACAAUGCUUAUCGAUUAACGAUUUUUUGAACGAUUCAUCACGAUUGGAAGAAUAUUUGAAGGCAAAACUUCAGGAUUAUCAAUUCAUGCAACUUGUUGAGAAGUGUUCACAAGUUUAUGACACAGUUUUUCGUACAGUGGAAGCUUCAUCGGAAAUGUUUUCAAUUAAGCCAAUCAUUCCUGCAAAAACGCGACGUUGCAAGAAAUAA
Molecule: messenger RNA, 1071 nt
Organism: Acanthocheilonema viteae
Lineage: Eukaryota; Metazoa; Nematoda; Chromadorea; Rhabditida; Onchocercidae
Source: the annotation of a GenBank genome assembly